AUGCCUUCUGUCGACAGACUCAGCGCUUUGCCGGAUAACAUCAUCAGUCACAUUCUCUCCUUUCUCCCGAUCAAGAUCUCCGUGUCGACUAGCAUUCUCUCUAGAAGAUGGAGAUUCAUGUGGGCCCACUUCCCGAAUCUUGAUUUCAACAAUUUAAGUCGUGAUCAUGAGACGAGAUUCUGGAACAUCAUAGACAGGGUUAUGUCUAAUCCCAGACUGGAGAGCAUAAACACUUUUCGCCUCAAGUGCAACUAUUCCGAUUUAACCGAGAACAAAUUCGACGAGUGGUUCGCCGGCCGAAGUAUCAACAAUCUCAUUCUCUGCUCCAGGCACGAUUAUUUGGGAAAUAUGUAUGUUUUGCCUCGAACCAUCUUGACGUGCAAAACCCUUGUUGAGUUGAAAUUCACGGCCUGCCCCUUGCCAAAUUUUAGUGGUAAUGAUGAUAUGUCUUUCCCUCGCCUCAAGAAGAUUCAUCUCAAUGAUGUUCACUUUGUAACUGAUGAAACUCUUCCCAAAUUGCUCUGUCACUGCCCGGUGCUUGAGGAUUUGUCCAUCGUAAAUUGUUGGGUUGUGAAUUGCUAUAUCUCUUCACCCACAAUAGAAAGACUUUUGGUCUCAAUUGUGUUUACAGCUAGUGGCAACCGUGAGUUGAGGAUAAAUGCUCCUGCACUUGAGUAUCUACAGCUAUUUAUUUGCGCAACCUCGUGUGUCUCAGCUUGUGCACUGCCUUCCUUAAUUGAGGCAAACAUUGAAUUUUUGGAUCCUUUUUCUUACGAAGACGAGCUCUUUCGUCUUUCAGUGUUGGGUUUUGUCGAUCGCCUCUGCAAAGUGAAGAGGCUAAAACUGUCGAUUAAUGUGCCGUUGCCUUAUGGGAUAAGAUCAAUCCCAAGGUUUGAUAAUUGUACUCGGCUUGAGUUGGAUGUCAAUUCGCAUUUGUUCGUAAAAUUAUUGGAGGCGGCUAACAAUCUUGAAGUUCUAGUCAUCUUUAGGGAUCGCUUAAAUAGCAGAAUCUGGGAAGAGCCCAAACAAGUGCCGAGAUGCCUGUUAGUUCGUCUAGCAAUGGUAAGAGUUGAUGAAUUCGAGUGUAGGGAGCCCGAGUUUAGCAUGGCAAGGUAUUUUCUGAAGAAUGCCAAAGUGUUGAAAAGGAUGGAAGUACACACCUCGGAGGGGAUUGAUUUAGACUUGACAACGAAAUUUAAUGCGCUUCAGAAAAUCGCAUUGUUUACACGGGGAUCAAACGAGUGCGAGCUUGCCUUUUCAUGA
This is a messenger RNA of Striga hermonthica, 1263 nucleotides long. The record is from the annotation of a GenBank genome assembly. NCBI's taxonomy places the organism in Eukaryota, Viridiplantae, Streptophyta, Magnoliopsida, Lamiales, Orobanchaceae.